GCCCUAAAAUAUCAAAAUCUUGCCAGGCAAAGUUACACGAAUCACUGGGACCUGGGCAUAAUUGUCUGAUUCAGAUGGUUGUUUGGCCUAAUCACAGUCUCUAUUUUUUGGUCUAAUGACGUUGGUAAGUUAAGCCACGCAAAUUACACGAAUCACUGGGACCUGGGCAAAGAAUUAGUGCAACAAUUAUAGAAUCCAACCCAGAAUUUAAUCACAGGAGAAAGUUUAGAGCUUCCAAUCCAAUCCAAUCCAUGCACGUUUGCGCUCUCCCUACUCUUCUCGGAAUUGAGACCCCGUGAGACCUGUGCCGCUUUUCAGAUUGACUCGUUCGUCACUCGCCGGUGAUUAUUGUCAGGUCCGGCUACUUCUGUUUAGAUUUUGAGCUGUACGUAAUUUGAGCAAAUUAGCGCCAGGAAGAAUGCCUGGACUUUCCAGCAUAAUUGGGCUGGAAACAUGUGGAAGCUACUUGAUUUUCGAGAGUGAAACUGCCCUCGGGAGUGCUGUCCGGGCAUUCUUAUAUGUUCUUGGUCUUGCUUACUGUUUCAUUGGAUUAUCAGCAAUUACUGCUCGUUUUUUCCGGUCCAUGGAGAGUGUUGUGAGCCACACGCGGAAGGUGGUGGCUAUUGAUCCUUACUCUGGUGAUCAAGUUAGUAGGCAUGAGAAAGUGUGGAAUUUCACAAUUGCAGAUAUUAGCCUGCUGGCCUUUGGGACCAGCUUUCCUCAAAUAUCAUUAGCCACUAUCGAUGCUAUACGAAACAUUGGAAGCCUGUAUGCUGGGGGUUUGGGUCCUGGAACACUAGUUGGUUCUGCUGCAUUCGACCUUUUCCCCAUCCAUGCUGUUUGUGUUGUAGUUCCUAAAGCUGGAGAGCUGAAAAAGAUUGCUGAUAUAGGAGUCUGGCUGGUUGAGCUCUUUUGGUCUUUCUGGGCAUAUAUUUGGUUAUAUAUAAUUCUAGAGGUGUGGACACCAAACGUGAUUACACUAUGGGAGGCCUUAUUGACAGUACUACAAUACGGGUUACUGCUGGUUCAUGCUUAUGCUCAAGACAAGCAGUGGCCCUACUUUUCUCUUCCUUUGCCAAGAAGUAAGAGACCAGAGGACUGGGUGCCAGCUGAGCCUGUUGCAUGCAUGCUUGAUAGUGGUCCCCGUGAUGAGUAUUCUGAAAUACUUCAUGUUGGUGAAGAUGAAAACAGAGGCGUUGUUGAUAUUUUCUCCAUACAUUCAGAGACAGGAAAUGGUGUAGUUCCAGUGUAUCAAAAAGUCUCUGGAAAUGACGAAACUCCUGAGUCAUCUAAUAAGGAUUGUCAAGAGAAAAUGGUUUCAGAAGAUCAUCCAGUUUUUAUACUUUGGAGGCAACAAUUUGUAGACGCAGUCAAGCUCGAAAGCACAGAAUCAAGAAAACUGAACAACUUCUAUUUGCGACUGGCAAGAAUGUUAUGGCAAUUACUUCUUGCUCCCUGGAGACUAUCAUUUGCAUUUGUUCCUCCUUAUAACAUUGCUCAUGGCUGGGUUGCCUUCAUCUGUUCCUUAAUUUUCAUCAGUGCGAUAGCUUACAUGGUAACACAACUCACUGAUCUCAUAAGUUGUGUCACAGGAAUAAAUCCUUAUGUCAUAGCAUUUACCGCAUUAGCAAGUGGAACUUCGUGGCCAGAUUUAGUUGCAAGUAAGAUUGCCGCUGAACGUCAGUUGACAGCUGACUCUGCCAUUGCAAACAUCAUUUGCAGCAAUUCGGUGAAUAUAUAUGUUGGAAUCGGUUUUCCAUGGCUGGUCAACACAGCAUACAAUUAUUUUGUAUAUAAAGAACCACUGCGGAUUGAGAAUGCAGCGGGUCUUAGCUUCUCAUUGCUUGUAUUUUUCGCAACCUCAGUAGGCUGCAUUGCAGUUCUAGUAAUCAGGCGUAUAACACUGGGUGCAGAGCUUGGAGGGCCAAAACUUUGGGCGUGGAUUACCUUUGUGUUUUUCAUGUUGCUUUGGAUAAUUUUUGUUGUGCUGUCUUCUCUCAAAGUUUCUGGCAUCAUAUAAGAGAUUUUUUUUCCCUUGUAUUUUUUGUACUCCAAUAUUGUUUCGGGUCCUUCCUUCCCUCUUCAAUUAGUUAUGAUGUAAACAAAAACCCUUAACAGUGUAGCAUUGUUGUAUGAUUACAAAUGGAAUAUGCUGUCCGAGAUAUGUUAUCAAAUGUACCCACCCCCUUCAUCUUCCUAGUCUUA
Messenger RNA from Rosa chinensis, 2205 nucleotides. RefSeq names its product magnesium/proton exchanger. The record is from RefSeq and is a predicted model, not a curated record. Lineage: Eukaryota; Viridiplantae; Streptophyta; Magnoliopsida; Rosales; Rosaceae. Gene Ontology annotation, cellular component: membrane. Bases 419 to 2020 code for a protein of 533 amino acids. The transcript has 9 exons. Gene Ontology annotation, biological process: transmembrane transport; metal ion transport.